AUGGCGCCGGGGGCGCGCCGCCGCCAAUCCGGCGAUCGCACCAUCGUGACGGCAGGCGGCGGGGCGGGGCCGGCCGGGGUGGGUGACGGCCUCCGCGCGCCGGGGCGCGCGCCCGCACUGCGGGCAGCCGCGCGCGCCAGUGCGGGGCGUCCCCGCGCGGAUUUCCGCGCGCAGCGGCGCGGGCAGGGCGCGGCGCGCGGCGCCGGCCGGCGGCGGGGCCGCGCGGGGAGCCGCGCGAGCGCGGCCGCGCGCUGUCUCUGGGGAGCGCGGAGCCACGUCAGCGGCGGGGGCGGCGGCCGCGUCAGCGCGCCGGGACCGCCCCACGCCAGGGCGGCCGCAGCAGCGCGGCGGCGUGGGCGCUCCCGGAGCCGUGAUCCGGUGAUCGGUUGUGCCCGCGGGCGGCGGAGGCGGCGUGUCUGCGCGUCCUUGCCUUUUCCCGGAGCGCAGGGGUGCGCCGCUGGCACCACGCAGUGCCCGGCGGUCCGGGAGCCGAGCGCGGCGCUCCCUCACGCUUGUGAGCCGUGGCCUUCAGACCGCGGCCACACGGGGUCUCCGGCCGGGGACCUCCGCGCAGAGCGAAGCCUUUCCCGGGCAGCCGGCGGCCCCGGGCCCUUGUGCCCGAGCACGGCGAAGCCUUCUCACAGGCCGCGAGCCGGGCCUCGGCUCGGGCUCUCCGCGGACAUCCCAAAACACCGCGUCUGGCCCUGCGCGCCCCCCAUCGCACUGAGCUGUUGUCCCAGCCACCAAGCUGCUCAAGUGUAACUUCAAGGCCAAGGCUUGAGAUGCCUGCCAGGAGGACCUCAUCCCUAUCCGUGGGUGUGAACAAGGUAACUGGAGCUGCUCAUGCUGUUUUCCCAGUCCAGGCAAGUCCAUUUCCAUCUCAGUGCUAGGCAGGACAGCAAAGGAGCUGCUGCCAUUUCUGGCCUGUGAAAUUCUCCCAAAGAUCCUCAUCUUUACAGUCUGGAGGUUCUUAAUUGAUGAGGAAGACUUUGGCAUGCAGCUCGUGGCAUCAAGCAAAGUCAUCUUUUCUUGAUUGGACUGUAAUGGAGAGCAUCAAGCAAACUAGCCACACCAUAGCCUGUUUCUGGUUUGUAGCUUAGCUUCCUGCCAGCUGCCAGCACGUUUCACUGAUCUACCACGCCACUCUGAACUUCUUAGAUGCUUCCACAUUUUGGGAUGUACAAAAUGGUUCUUUUUUCUCUGGCCAGUUCCCAGCUGUCUACUCCUGUCUCUGCAGCUCCAGACACAGAGAAGGCAGUUUGCCAGCUUAAUAGUGCAAGAUGCUCACUGAUAUAUUAGUGGCAGGGUGCUGAAGAAGAUAAAUGUAAAUAUUUAAGAACUGCUUUUUUCAGCCCAUUUGAUACUUUAAAUGAAGCAGAGGCCCUAGGGAGGAAAAAUAAAGAAAAAGGGUAUGUGAUCAUGAAAUUAAAGACUGGAUCAUAACGGAUAUGCACAGAAGGGUUGAAUUAAGGUUCUAUCCCAGCUUCUGAUAUUUCCUAACAUUUAAGGAAUACAGUGCAACCUUUACAAAAUUUCUAUCAUGUUUUGGCAGAAUCUGUUUCUUGACAUUGGUUUGGAGAGUGCUUAGCACUUUGUGAGUUCUGUCAUAAUGGAAAUAAGCAAUAGAAAUACACUUUCAUCUAUGCCACAUACACACAUACACACCCUGCAACUAUUGCAACAUGCUCUUUUCACAGCUUUUCUGAAGCUACUGAGUGUUCUUUAUGGUAACUGGAAAGAUUCAAGAGUUCAAAGGAGAAAAAUUAGAGUUACUUGAUUUUAAAAAAAUUUGCUCUAGUCUUGGGGUCUGAAUUACUAUAUAUUUGCUUAUGAAAAUAAAUACACUACAUAUUCAGCAUGGAUAUUUUUUUUUCCUGUUAGAGAGAGUUAUAGGAUUUUUAUGUGGUAUCUUAUUAAAGUCUUUCAGUGUAGAAAAGUGUUAGGUCUCUCCUCUUCCUGUUUCAGUGUCAAGUCUAGAUAAUUUUUUGCAUUGUUUGUCAUUGACCUAAUCAAGAAAUAACAGCUGGGAAGUAAUUGGUAUUUGUUUCCAAAAAGUAGUAUAUAUGCCUUAGAUUGGCAUAACCUGUAAGCUGAAGAGUACUUGUUGCAAUACAUAAAAUACAACAACAAUCCAUUCUAUGUAGAGUUUAGUUUUAGUAUAGGUUGAUGUUAUUAAAAUGACACAGUAUUUUCAUCAUUUACCAAGUAUUUGAAAAUGUAUAGGAAGAGGUUUCCUCUUUUAUUUUUACUUUAUGCAGAAGAAAGCUUUCCAUGGGAUGCUUAAAACAUUUUUCAAUGUUUUAG
Molecule: messenger RNA, 2304 nt
Organism: Vidua macroura (Pin-tailed whydah)
Lineage: Eukaryota; Metazoa; Chordata; Aves; Passeriformes; Viduidae
Product: 5E5 antigen-like
Exons: 3
Coding region: 1-762 (253 amino acids)
Source: RefSeq, a predicted model, not a curated record